CUCUGGUGCGUCUUACCUUCUCCCCUUCAACUUGUACGCGCCAUCUCUCUCUCUCUAUACGCGCUAUGUUCGGUCGCCGGACGCCGACCGCCGACGCACGGUCCACGCCGGACCGGUCCCCGUACUCCCCGAGCUCCACCUACUCCUCCGCCUCCGCCUCCGCCUCCGCCUCCUCCGCCACCGCCUCCGGCAAGUCGAGAUCCGGCAACAACCCCGUGUCGACGGCGGUCCGGUCGAUCGCCGGCGCCUUCUCCGGCUGCUUCGUGCCGCCGGAGCCAGACGGCGCCAGGAGCUACGGGGUCUCCGAAGAGCUGAGGACUCCGUCAGUGGCAUCGAACGCAUCAAGGAGUGGCAGCGAGAGAAGCCGCGGUUCGGUUCGCGGGAUAUAUUCCAGUUCAUAUAAUUCGACGCAAGAUGGUAAGCCUGGAAGCGUGCCAUUCACGAUGGAAGAGAUAUAUGCAGCCACCAGGAAUUUUUCCCCCUCAUUCAAGAUUGGGCAGGGUGGUUUUGGGACGGUCUACAAGGGCAGACUUGCGGACGGAAUGGUUGUCGCCGUGAAACGCGCUAAAAAGAGUGUAUAUGAUAAGCAUUUGGGUGUGGAGUUUCAAAGCGAAAUUCGCACGCUGGCACGGGUGGAACAUUUGAAUCUGGUCAAGUUCUAUGGAUACUUGGAAUAUGAAGACGAAAGAAUCGUGGUGGUGGAGUACGUUCCAAAUGGAACCUUGAGGGAACAUUUGGAUUGUAUGCACGGUAGCAUUCUCGACCUCGCUGCAAGGCUAGAUAUUGCUAUCGACGUAGCUCAUGCCGUAACCUACCUUCAUAUGUAUACAGAUCAUCCUAUUAUUCACAGGGACAUAAAGUCCUCCAAUAUUCUUCUCAAUGAAAAUUUUCGAGCAAAGGUAGCAGACUUUGGUUUUGCUAGACUUGCAGCUGACACUGAGUCUGGUGAAACUCAUGUUUCGACUCAAGUAAAAGGAACAGCGGGCUACUUAGAUCCAGAGUACCUGAGAACUUAUCAGCUUACGGAGAAGAGUGAUGUAUACUCAUUUGGAGUGCUAUUAGUGGAACUGGUCACCGGAAGGCGUCCCAUUGAAGCAAAACGCGAACUUAAAGAACGGAUAACUGCACGAUGGGCCAUGAAGAAAUUCACCGAGGGAGAUGCCAUAUCAACCUUGGACCCUAUGCUUGAAAGAACCGACCUGACUAACUUUGCCGUGGAAAAGAUUCUCGAACUGGCUUUACAGUGCCUGGCUCCAAACCGGCGGAGUAGGCCAAGCAUGAGGAGAUGUGCAGAGAUCCUGUGGGGCGUACGCAAGGAUUACCGAGAACUUUCAGCACCUGACCUCCGUUCAUCGUCUCGCUCUGAAAGGAGCAUUUCAGUGAGGGGAGAAUAACGGCAUAUAUCAUUGCAUUCUUCAUCGCGAUUCACAUAGCUCAGAGCUGUCUUUGCUCAAACUGGAGGCAAUCAUCUGUUUUUACAAUACCAUCCAAUCGCGCAGCUAGAUAACCGCGGAAUUGGGAAAAGCUUUUGAAGAACCAAUGGAUACUGGUCACAAGAAGGUAACUGGUUAGAAGGAAGCUAAUCAUUCUUGAUUUCAACCAGGGUGGUUAAAAUGGUGGUUUGCCAUUGAAGGUACCUGGUGCAACCUGUUUUUAGAGGGCCAUGUGUAUCGUUUGGAGGUGCUUUGCUAUCUCCCGAUUUUGUGGUUCUGUGAUUUUCAUCUUAUUAUAUAGAGAACUGUAGUUUGCUUCUCAUCGUUUUGAUUCCUGCAGCAGUUCUUUUUUCCUUAUGUAUUUUAAUGGCUUUCGAAGGACACGUGAUUGAGAGUAAUUGGGUAAAUAAAGGAUUUUAUGUCGGGAUACAUCCCUUUCUUUCUC
Eucalyptus grandis is the source of this 1878-nucleotide messenger RNA. RefSeq names its product calmodulin-binding receptor-like cytoplasmic kinase 2. The record is from RefSeq and is a predicted model, not a curated record. Gene Ontology annotation, molecular function: protein kinase activity; ATP binding. The transcript is spliced from 6 exons. NCBI's taxonomy places the organism in Eukaryota, Viridiplantae, Streptophyta, Magnoliopsida, Myrtales, Myrtaceae. The coding region runs from base 66 to 1394 and encodes 442 amino acids. Gene Ontology annotation, biological process: protein phosphorylation.